Colletotrichum orchidophilum is the source of this 1011-nucleotide messenger RNA. RefSeq lists its product as uncharacterized. NCBI's taxonomy places the organism in Eukaryota, Fungi, Ascomycota, Sordariomycetes, Glomerellales, Glomerellaceae. The transcript has a single exon. Bases 1 to 1011 code for a protein of 336 amino acids. Gene Ontology annotation, biological process: snoRNA splicing. Gene Ontology annotation, molecular function: metal ion binding. The record is from RefSeq and is a predicted model, not a curated record. Gene Ontology annotation, cellular component: U2-type spliceosomal complex.
AUGGCCGACAGUGCCCCAGCAGCAGAUGCCCCUGUUGCUAUCUUCAAACGGCGCGGCGCAAAGGGCAAGGCCAACAUCCGCAAGAGACCAGCAACACCCCCGCCAGCGAACAGCGACUCCGACUCCGACUACUCAUCCUCUGAAGACGAAGCAGGCCAGCGGGUAAAGAGGCGAAAGAAGAACGCUGGUGCCAUCACGGCUUCGUCCAAAGACCAAGCCAAGUCAAAACAAGACCUCUCCGCGACGGUCUUUACCGCCGAUCGCAGCGUGCCCAUAUCAGAUUCCAACGAUGCCACGAAACAAAGCAACUGGUACGACGAGGACGGCAAAGAUGCUCUUUCAUCAAAGAAUCUGCUAGGCAGCACGCGGGUCGUCGCAAAGAGGUCGCAGGCCCCCGACGGAACAUACAAAGGCCUGGCGAACCAGACAUCAUUCAUCACGAAGAACCCAGACGCGCCAAGUAAGACAGUCGGCCCCAUCAAGGCGCCCACGAACAUCAGGACGAUUACGGUCACCGACUUCGCCCCCGACGUGUGCAAGGACUACAAACAGACAGGUUUCUGUGGCUUCGGUGACAACUGCAAAUACCUCCACGCCAGAGAAGACUACAAGCAGGGAUGGCAACUUGACAAGGAAUGGGAGAACGUCACAAAGGGGAAGAAGAACAUUGCGGGAACCGUCGUUGCCAGCGCGGACCGCACCAAGGCCGAUGACGACGAAGACGAAGAGGAAGCCAUGCUGGAGAACAUACCGUUCGCCUGCAUCAUCUGCAAAGAGCCGUACAAGGCGCCGAUCAUCACGAGAUGUGGUCAUUACUUCUGCGAGCCCUGCGCGCUGAAGAGGUACAGGAAGGACCCGACGUGCGCCGCGUGCGGGUCGGGCACCAAUGGCGUCUUCAAUGGGGCGUCGCGGUUGAAGAAGCUGCUGGAACGGAAGAGAGAGCGCGCGGCGAAGAGGCGGCAGGAGGCGAUAGAGGCAGGGGAGGAAGUUAGUAGUGAGGAGGAAGAAUAG